Ruditapes philippinarum (Manila clam) is the source of this 1163-nucleotide messenger RNA. RefSeq lists its product as uncharacterized. Lineage: Eukaryota; Metazoa; Mollusca; Bivalvia; Venerida; Veneridae. The record is from RefSeq and is a predicted model, not a curated record.
AUGGCAUCAUUAUACCUUGAUUACACAGCAUCUGGAAGGUCUUUAAACUUUAUAGAAGAUUAUAUACGGAAUGAAGUUUUACCAGAGUAUGGAAAUACCCAUACUACAACAAAUGUUUCUUCAUUGCAAACUACCCUAUAUAGACAUGAGGCCAGGGAUAGAAUCCGGAAUGCAGUUCAUGCCAGCGAACACGAUGCUGUGAUAUUUGUAGGCAGUGGUUCAACAGCAGCUAUACAUAAACUAAUACAUGGUCUCCAUCUUGAUCAUAAACCUGUUGUAUUGGUUGGACCAUAUGAACACCAUUCUAACUUGCUGCCAUGGAAAGAAAUUGGUGCAAAGAUUUUACAAGUGAAGGCAGAUAAAGCAGGUCUUGUUGAUAUCAAUCAUCUAAUAUUAUUACUGGAGAAAUGGAAGGUAACAGGACGUCAAAUGAUUGGUUGUUUUAGUGCCGCGUCAAAUAUCACGGGAAUUUUAUCUGAUGUGAAUGCCAUUACUGUAACCUUACAUAAACACGGAGCUCUUGUAUUCUGGGAUUACGCUACAGCUGCACCUUAUGUUGAUAUUGAUAUGAACCCAGUGGCAGUGAGUGAAGACCAGCCGUACAUGUACAAGGAUGCUGUCUUUAUAUCCUGUCAUAAGUUUGUUGGUGGAGUACAAACACCAGGUGUAUUGAUAGCUAAGAAGAAGUUGUUUCGGAACACUGUACCUGACGGUUGCGGUGGUGGAUCUGUGUUCUUUGUAAGGAGAGAACAGCAUCGUUACCUACAAGAACCAGAGUUGAAGGAGGAAGGGGGCACACCUGCCAUUGUACAAUCUAUACGAGCAGGGCUUGUAUUCCAGCUGAAACAGUCUGUAACACCUGCAGUUAUACUGCAGAGAGAGGAAAACAUGCUGAGGAAAGCGAGAGAAGUAUGGAAAGACCAUCCGACUUUGAUAAAUCUAGGGAACAUGGAUGCACCACGUCUUCCUAUUUUCUCAUUUAUGGUGUACCAUAAACAAUCUGGCAGGUUCCUACAUCAUAAUUAUGUCAGUACAUUGCUCAAUGAUUUGUUUGGGAUCCAGGCUAGAGGAGGAUGUGCAUGUGCUGGUCCAUACGCAAUGGACUUGUUAGGAAUGGAGGAAGAGGUUAGUGAGAGGUUUGAGCAUCUACUGGCUGAAGACAG